Alternaria arborescens is the source of this 1851-nucleotide messenger RNA. RefSeq lists its product as hypothetical. The record is from RefSeq and is a predicted model, not a curated record. Gene Ontology annotation, molecular function: oxidoreductase activity. Bases 1 to 1851 code for a protein of 616 amino acids. The transcript has 7 exons. NCBI's taxonomy places the organism in Eukaryota, Fungi, Ascomycota, Dothideomycetes, Pleosporales, Pleosporaceae.
AUGCUUGUCCCGCGGCCGUUUAGAUGCUUUCUAUUGUGGCUCGUAAUCGCAUAUGUCACGUGUACGCCUUUUUCGACGCAGAAGAGCAGCCAUGCGAUCCGACAAUCUGAAGUGGGGGUGGUCACUGGAGUGAAGACGCGAGAUGGAAGCGGAAACGCUCAUGUUCGCCGUGAGGUCAGGGAUCUGAUGAACAACUUUCCAGACCAAUGGAGUCUUUACGUAUUGGCGCUUCGAAAGCUCCAUAAAACUCCGCAAAAUAAUCCCAACUCGUUCUACGGUCUCGCAUCGAUACACGGCAGACCUUACGAGGUCUGGGGAGAUGCGAAAGGAAUCCCAUCCAAGAUUGGCAAAGCAGGUUACUGUCCACAUGGUAAUGAGUUGUUCCUGGGCUGGCACCGCCCAUACCUUGCGCUUUUCGAACAAGUACUAUCUGAACAUGUUCUCGAUAUCGCUCGACAGGCACCCGCUGAUCAGAUGGAACGAUAUCUCGCCGCAGCCAGCGAGUUUCGCAUACCAUAUUGGGACUGGGCUCAGGGCACUACCACUGGCCCUGUUCCAGAUAUCUUUACAGCCCCAUACUUGACGAUCAUCGAUACAGACCGCACACCAGUUGUGAUUUCAAACCCGCUAUAUUCAUACACGUUCGAUCCUGUACCGGAAGGGUUCGAUAUGAAGUGGCGCCAAAUGAGCACAACGAUACGAUGGCCUGAAAACGACAGCCCUAAUGCGACAUCACAGCAAUCCAAGUUUGUAGAUGCCUUUAGAGCCCAGUCCACCAACUUGAUAGUUCAAGUGGGAGUCGCCUUCCGAUCCAGCACUUUCUCACGGUUCUCAAGUAUACUAGAAGACCCACAUGGUUGGAUGCACGGUGUGAUUGGUGGCGGCUAUACCGCCAAAGAACCUUGGGCCGGUCACAUGUGGCCACUAGAAUACUCAUCUUACGAACCUCUCUUCAUGUUGCAUCAUGCCAACGUCGACCGAUUGCUUGCGUUAUACCAAGGAGCGUACCCUGAUAGAUGGAUGCAACCGUCCAAUAUAGGCCCACACGGAAAUGUGUAUCUCGAGAAUUACCAGACUGUGAGUGCAGACACGGAACUUGUGCCGUUCAAGAAAGCAACCGGUCAGUUCCUCACUUUCAACGACUGUCGCAACACUACGAUUUUUGGUUAUGCGUAUCCGGAAACACAGCGUUGGAACUUUGCAUCGGACGAAGCAUAUCAGAGAAGCGUGGCAGCGACCAUCACGAACCUUUAUGGCGGACGUACACGCGCACAAGCUCAAGUCCAAGUUACCGCCCAACAUGUGACGGCUUUCGGACAAGCACUAUUGGAUAACAACAAUACGUACACAGAAUGGACUAUCGAAACCCAAGCUAUCGCUUCUAGGCUUCCCCCGACGUUUAUGGUCAGCUUUUCGCUCACCGGUAUCUUCCAGUCCGAUCCUACAAUCAACUUGGGAAGUUGGAUGAUGCUGAUGCCCGAGCGCGACGAUGUGCGCACAAUGGACGUUCAAUCAAAGCCAGAGAACAAGAUGAAGGGAACAACGAGUAUAACAACCUAUCUCGUUGAUCGAGUCAAUACCAAUGAGUUGUCCAGCCUGGAUCCGAAUGACGUGGUACCGUACUUGAGCUCCUACCUCACAUGGAACGUCUACAAUGAACGUGGGGAUCGCAUUCCGUUUCCCGACGCCGAGACACUGAAAGUGGAAGUCUUCGGCACGCCCGCGCGCCUACCAGACGACCCCAAUGCGCCGAUUGAGUACAGCGAAGGUGACGCCAUACCUUACCCAGAAAUCACGGCAGGCAGAACGGGUCGUGUGAGUAAGAACCCGCCAGGUAUGAUGCCUCCCUGA